CACAGCUUCUUGAGACAAGUGCGUCACGCCAUUCGUUAUUGAAUGGUGAAAUUUGUCCAACCUCCAUUAUUUUAAAUUUUGUGAUGAAAUUUAUUUUAUUCUUUCUUACUGGUAGGCUUCAUCUGUUUUGAUGGUCACAUGAAAUUUUAUCUUUCAUCAAGGAUAUCUGAACGUUAAAACAGACAAGCGAGCUAGAGUUUUUCUGGAGAGGCGUUGACACGUGAACUCUACGUUCUGUAACCACCUGCAAUCAAAUAGAUUUGCGUCAAAUCCGAUCAUCUGAAGAGUGGCAAAUAUUGGGAAAUGUCUGCGCUGAACAGUCUGUUCUCAUUUACAAGCCCAGCAGUGAAAAAACUACUUGGUUGGAAGCAAGGUGAUGAAGAAGAAAAAUGGGCUGAAAAAGCUGUUGAUUCAUUGGUUAAAAAGUUGAAAAAGAAAAAAGGUGCAAUAGAAGAAUUGGAGAAAGCACUUAGCUGUCCUGGACAACCAAGCAAAUGUGUCACUAUUCCAAGAAGUUUAGAUGGUAGAUUGCAGGUGUCACAUCGCAAAGGUUUACCCCAUGUGAUAUAUUGUCGUGUGUGGCGAUGGCCAGAUUUGCAAUCUCAUCAUGAAUUGAAACCUUUAGAAAUAUGUGAAUAUCCCUUUUCUUCAAAGCAAAAGGAAGUGUGCAUUAACCCUUACCAUUAUAAGAGGGUGGAAAGUCCUGUGCUGCCUCCUGUUCUUGUGCCAAGACAUUCAGAGUUUGCCCCAGGGCAUUCACUUCUGCCUUUUCAACAGUUACCUGAACCAGCAAUGCCUCAUAAUGUCUCAUAUUCAGCUCAUGGUUUUGCCAAUCAAGCAGUUGGCUUGCCUCAAGCACCAGGGCCAUCAAGCACUAAAAGUAUGGAAAGACCAGUGGCCAGUGCCUUAAGUUCUCUAUCAGUUACCACCAACCCAACAUCACCUAUGAGUAAUGUUUCAAGCCCUGCGCCUAAUAGCCCUUACAACAGUUUACCAGCUGAAACACCACCACCAGCUUACAGUCCCCAUGAUGAAAAUGCUUCCUCACAGGAACCUAUGGAUACAACUCAUGGCCCUGUUGGUGACCUUGCUCCUGUGGCUUAUCAAGAGCCCAUUUAUUGGUGUAGCAUCGCAUAUUAUGAAUUGAAUUCACGAGUCGGCGAAGUAUUUCACGCUCAGUCCCAUUCAAUAAUUGUGGAUGGAUUCACAAAUCCUGAUAACAAAUCGGAUCGAUUUUGUCUUGGCCAACUUUCGAAUGUCAACCGCAAUUCGACCAUAGAAAAUACGCGGCGACACAUUGGAAAAGGUGUCCAUUUGUAUUACGUGGGGGGUGAGGUUUAUGCCGAAUGUUUGUCCGACUCCGCUAUAUUUGUUCAAUCUCGUAAUUGUAAUCAUCACCAUGGAUUUCAUCCCACAACCGUAUGCAAGAUUCCUCCUGGUUGUUCCCUUAAAAUAUUUAAUAAUCAGGAGUUUGCUCAGCUUCUGUCACAAUCAGUCAAUCAUGGAUUUGAAGCAGUGUAUGAGCUCACCAAAAUGUGUACAAUAAGAAUGUCAUUUGUAAAAGGUUGGGGCGCAGAAUACCAUCGCCAGGACGUCACAAGCACCCCAUGUUGGAUAGAAAUACAUCUUCAUGGACCACUACAAUGGUUGGAUAAAGUUCUAACUCAAAUGGGGUCGCCACAUAAUCCCAUUUCAUCUGUCUCGUAACAAUGUGAUGCUUCGUUAAAAUUCGCAACUUUAUCAUGGUUCAUCUAAUCAUUGUAGAAGAAGACAGUGCAACGGUUUGUGGGGAAGCUGCAGUUAUUUUCUUCAAACGUUGUAGAUGACUCCGUUGCGACAGUCUUUUUCACAGUUGAAAAUUUGUUUACAGAUCCAUGCUAAAUUGCGAAUAGGUUUGCGCCGCAAAUCUUCAAGUGUACCCGCAUUGAUACUGCUUGUUUCUUAUUUUAGUUUUCCUCCAAUAGCGAGCACUUUUCCCGUUUCCGUCUGUACCAACGGGAACGCUAACGUGUGCCAUAAUCUCUGAAUUUGCUCAUUUGGACUUGAGAAUCUGAAAUUAUCAACAACUAAAAUGGAGAAAGCAAUUUUAAAACAUUUUGCUGGGUUUCCAGGAGGCAUGUGACAUUUCUUUCAAAUAGAUUUGGUUUCAUUGUGUGCUAUGGGAUUAUAAAAUGUUCUAUAAAUGUCUUCGCACCAUUUUAUCAAUAAAUAGCGAAAUCCACA
Molecule: messenger RNA, 2223 nt
Organism: Daphnia magna
Lineage: Eukaryota; Metazoa; Arthropoda; Branchiopoda; Diplostraca; Daphniidae
Gene: Mad
Product: protein mothers against dpp
Exons: 6
Coding region: 304-1707 (467 amino acids)
Biological process (GO): transforming growth factor beta receptor signaling pathway; anatomical structure morphogenesis; SMAD protein signal transduction
Cellular component (GO): heteromeric SMAD protein complex
Molecular function (GO): RNA polymerase II cis-regulatory region sequence-specific DNA binding; I-SMAD binding; DNA-binding transcription factor activity, RNA polymerase II-specific
Source: RefSeq, a predicted model, not a curated record